Molecule: messenger RNA, 1988 nt
Organism: Ectocarpus siliculosus
Lineage: Eukaryota; Phaeophyceae; Ectocarpales; Ectocarpaceae
Source: the annotation of a GenBank genome assembly
CUUCACACAAGGUUCCCUCGCACGACACCUUUCCCUCCCUCCCGUAGCCUUCGUUCUACCCAUCGCAUCAGAAUGAAGACUGGUCUGGCUUUUAUUGCGAUGGCGGUAGCCGCGGAGGCCUUCGUGACUCCGUCCGGCUUUGCUGGAAGUGCGUUGUCCCGCGUGUCGUCAUCGUCGUCGUCGUCGUCUACCAUCCGAAUGGCGGAAAGCAACGCGGCCUUGGAAGCCUUCGACGAGUUGGAGCAGUCGGUCGCGCCGGCACCCCCGGGCGGAGGGUUCUGGUUCGGUUCGUCAGGGUUCUGGGGAGAGGAGGACUACCGCGGGUUUGUGGACGGCUACAAGGCGGACAACCUUAUCAACGGCGUGUACCCGAUCAUCGACCGCGUUCGCGCCACCAAGAUCCUCACCACCACCUCAGAGUCGGGACUCCUCUCCGAGCUUGAGGACGCCGGGCUCACCCUCAGCGAGGCAGAGAAGCUGCUCCCUCAAUUGGAGGAGGCCGGACUCCUCUCCUUCGCCGCGGACAACUUGGAUGUGCUCAUCAACCUCUUCGGGUUCAUCGCUAUCGAGCCAGCGAAGCUCGCCAUCCCAGCCGUCGUGAGCGUGGUGAAGGCGCUGAAGGGUGCGGGUCUGCUCAAGCUGGGCGGAGGCGACGCCGCCCCGGUCGCUGCCUCUCCCGUCAAGGCCACCAAGGCACCCAAGGCGAUGAAGGCGGCUCCCAAGGCGAUGAAGGCUGCUCCUAAGCCGAAGGCUGCUCCUAAGCCGAAGGCUGCUCCUAAGGCGAAGGCCGCUCCUAAGGCGAAGGCCGCUCCUAAGGCGAAGGCCGCUCCUAAGGUCAAGGCUGCCCCUCAGGUCAAGGCUGCGCCUAAGGUCAAGGCGGCUCCCAAGGCGAAGGCUGCCCCCAAGCCCGCACCCAAGAAGGCAGCUCCCGUCAAGAGGGCAGCACCGAGUCCACAGGGAAACAUCGCAAACCUCCCCAAGGCCCUCUAAUUGGGCCGCACGUUGAUUCUGCCGCAUUUUUCGAUUGUCCCGCCCAUCGGUUGCACCGCACGUCCAGCGUUGAAGAUUUUCUAGCCGGUGCCGUAUGUUUUCUGUCCGUCUUUGGUAUGUGUGUUUAGAGGUGGAGAGUGCAGUGGCAUCAGAAAGGCGGCGUUGGCAACUCGCAGGAGUCAGCGAAAUAGUGUUUUCUUACGGGUAACAGCAGCAUAUGCUCUCCUCUUCGCUGGGGCAUGAUGCAAUACAGUAGAGUACCACGUUCUACGAGCUUGUUGGUAAGCGUAUGGUAAACCUUACACACGGUGCUACACCAGCCCGUCCUUUGUGUUGUUGUUCAUAGUUUGGGUAGAAGGAAUGUCAUGUCCACUUGGGUUGUGGCCGCAACCCCACCAGGUGCCAAUGUGUCUCGGUUGGCGAGCAUAGAGAUUUUCAAACUAGUCCUGCUGCAGACGAAAGGGUGGUGGCUUUGUUGUUGCCGUAUGAAAAUUGACUCUGGUCGAAGUGGCAUGAUGCAUGAACAGAGGGAUGGCUCAGUAUUUCGUUCUACCACUUACAUGAUGGACGUCAUAUUUUCGUUCCACCACUUUGACGGUCGAAUGAACGCGUUGUCCACGAAGACAAAACAUGACUGAAUUUUGGGCGUGCCGCCAACCGUGAUGCCGGGGAUGUUGAGAGUCGUGCAGCACAGCGAAGACUUUUCGACAUGGUAGUGUAGGUCUCUCUGACGUCACACAAUGAAUGAUUGCUUGGUAGGUUAUUUCGCGCUUUUUAGCAAGGCACGCUUGGCGAGCAAGCGUAGAGUGUUGGCUCGGGCGGCAGGCGGCGUGGCUUUAAACCCGUCUUUUGAGACGUUUUUAGGAAGGUUUGAGGCACUUAGCUCUUCGCAGUCCGGACUCGAUUUGCAUGCACGCGUGAUAUCCCGCCCACGCAUGGAUAUCGGCGCGCAGAGAGCAUCAUCACAGAGUUAAUCAUCACAUGAAUUAAGAACCUGA